AAGCUCCGCGUUACUCCUCCUCUUCCCGCCCCUCCAUUACGUCAAAACAAGAUUGUGGGCGGGCAGUUCCACUCCAGCCGCUCCUCAUCAUGGCUUCUAGUCAGGAGUUGACUUGCCAGAUGCAGAGGGCAAGAAAGCGCACGACGGUCGUAUCUGGCGGAAUGCAGAGAUACACCUGAGGAAAGGUUGGAGGAAGAAGAAAGCGCAUCCCGAGCGAAAGCUACGUCGGCCUCUUCAAUGUCUUCAUUACGUGUCGCCGGUAACGCGACGAAGAGCGGUAGAAACAUGAAGGACUACUCCAUCAACCUCUCGGUGCAGCAGGUUCUGAGCCUCUGGGUACAUGGCACCGUGUUACAGCACUUUACAGAAAUGUGGUACUGGGUGUUCCUGUGGGCCUUGUUCUCUUCACUCUUUGUCCAUGGAGCUGUGGGACUCUUCAUGUUUAUCAUGUUGCAAAGGCAUAAACAAGGAAGACUGAUCUCCAUCAUACUGGUCAGCCUUGGAUUCCUAGCCUCUGUCACUGGUGGGAUGAUAACCAGUGCCGCUGUGGCUGGAGUGUACAGGGUAGCAGGAAAGAACAUGGCCCCCUUGGAAGCUCUGGUGUUUGGUGUGGGACAGACCGUUCUGACAGUUGUCAUUUCCAUCACAAGGAUUCCUGCCACGCUGUGAAGCUCGCGCUUAUUGGUGAUGUUUCCCCGAAAGCUUUGUCCUCUUUCUGUGUUUGGACCUGGUGAACAAGAGAUGGGUAACAGAAGAACAGCUGAAGCAUUUCACAGAUGAUAGCACCAGGUUUACAAAUGAGUUGAGCAUCCUGUGGUGUUCAUGCUGUUGCACUAAUGCACCUUACGUGCCUCAAGUACAGGCAUGGUGUAUGAGAAACACGGCGCAAAGUCUUCUGACAAAAGCACCUUGCAGAGUUAACAAUCGUGAAGCUUUGCCUAGAAGGAGAUAUCGUCUGCAGUGUUUAUAAAUGAGAAAAAAAAAGCCUGCAUUAGCAGACUUCAGGGACUUUCCUCUAAUUGCUGCAAAAUGUGCCAAAAUUACUUUUCAACAUGUCUGACAAGUAAAGAAAGGAGCAGAAGCUUCUUUAAGACUUCUUGAUACACUGGUAAAGAAUCUGCUCAGGUGCAGGUUUACAAAUGUUUGUGGGAACAUUGGCCAGCUCUUUCUUGUGUGAGUUGUUUUGUGUGUUUUGUUUUUUAUACUUUUACCUAGCUGCUGCCUAUUUUACUUAUUCUGAUUUGUGUGUGUGGGGGGUUUUAUUUUUAUAUAUAUUUUGCAGUUAUUUUUUUUUUCCUGUUUUUGUUCUGUCAUUUUUGCAUUGAAAUGGAAUACUACAGGGAGUUCGCUUACAGUUUGAUUUUGCUUUGGUAUUUAUGCUUGACUUAAAUGAAACAAUGUAGUACGUUUCCAUUUUCAUGCAAGCAUAGCAUUAGAUCAGUUUCAUUACAAUUGGAAUGAUCUUCCUGCCCACCCAACAACCAUACACAAAGCAGUUUCCAUAAUUCCACUUUUAUCUUUGUCUUUUUUUUUUUUUUUUAAUUUCCUCUUGCUCAUCAUUCCACCUAAUCCUUCUAAGUCGUUAUGGUUUAGGCAUUUUUAUUUCUGAGGUAUUUAUCUGACAAACUGUCUUUGUUUUUCCUGUGGAAAUCUCUCCACCUUGAUUUGAAAAGGAUGUCCGGCUUUGAUUAACAAACCCAAGUUAAAAAGGGAAUCCUGCGGACUGUUUUUCCAUUCCUCCUUCCAUAAAUUCCAGUUAUUAGCUGCUUCACAUUCACUUAGAAACCAACAAUGGCACAAUAUUCACUGAAUCGCAGAGAAAAUACCACUCCACAUGUAGUUCCAAUGCUGGGCUCCAAUGUUGAGCACUAAAGAUUCAUUGUGAAAUGAAAAUUAGAAGAGUGAAAGAAAGGAUCCGGCCGUAGAUUGGAAUGACCCUUAAUGAAACAUGUUGAUUUCCUUUGAUUGUGACACACAACAAUUUAAAGAGAAUUCCUCUGUGUUUGUUUGUUUAGGCCAGCUGGUCUUGUUUCCUUAUGUAACUUUUUGAUUACAAUGUUCAUUUCCCGGAUUUUUAAACCUUUUCCCUGAACUCUUGGCCUGGAAUUCUUAUGAUGAGAAGUUUGGCUUUCAUUUAUUUACCACAUUGGUUCAUAGAUUCAGUCCUCUAGCCUUACGGUUUUCCUUUCAGCUGGUUUCAUAAUUAAAUCAAUAUUGCUGAGUAAACCUGUGACUGAAUUAGAUGGUGAUCAUCCCCAUCUGUCCAUGCAUUUUUGUCACAGAUUGUGUUGCGCAAAAGUGUGCAACUUUUCUUUUGAUUCCUUAAUUUUUAGUAACGUUUGUUGAGCCACUGGUUCAAUACCAUUUAUACCCUUGUCUUCAUCAUGCAUGAUGACAUCUGUAAUAAAACGCAUAGGAAGAUACAAAGGUAUAAAGAUGAUGCAUUAAUUGUGCCAUGUAUCUGAAAAGAUUUUUUUUUUUUAUAGAGAAACCUAAAAUAUAAAUGCUUUCAGAAUGCAGACUGAGAAUGGGAAUGCUCAGCAAGGCAGCAAAAACUGUCAGUUUAAUGUCAAGUAUAAUUUGGCUCAACUUCUAAUGCACGCCUGUAAAUCAAGUAUUAUUCAGCUGUAAAAUGUAAAAAGAAAAAAAAUGACUUGUGACAUUCUAGUCAGAUUAAAAAUAAAAAUGUAUUCAGUUGCAACAAGGGCUGGAACAAAGGAUACGAAAAUAUUACUGCCAGGAGGGAAAAUGUAAAUAUGGUUAUUUAAGGUAAUACAUCAGAGGUCAUCAGAUACAUUGGACGGCCUCAGUGGCUGCAGGUUAUGUCUUCGAACAUUUUAUUAAUUAGAACCUAUUUAUUUACUGGUAAAACAGUAUGCUUUUUUUCCGGCUUAAUGUUGGUUUACUGACUAUUUACAAUUCAGUAACCUUAAUUACUAUUUUCAGUUUUAAGUAACUGAAUUUAGGUUUUAAUUGUUUUAUAUUUAUAUGAAACAGCAGUUCUGAAGCUAAAUAUUAAAUGGUUAAACCGGUGUACAGGUUAGUUAUUGACUUACGACUUAUGCGUUUUAUGACCAUUCGACUUAACCACAACUGCAUCUCACAGGCAAAUAACAGUUUUUGCCAUGUCAGCUCCAUAUGCCGUGACUCAUUCAUCUCGAUUUCAGUUUAUUACCUGCAGGAAAAAAGGCAAUCGAUCUUGACGGAAAAACAAAUAAGAUCGAGCAGUAUGAAGGAGGAAGAACAGCGGGUGCAAUCGCCUUGUGACUUUAAGUUACCCAUUGUAACCAGUGUUUACUGCAUGUGCUGUAAUGCUGUGCUCUGGCUUUGAAUCCAGUUAACCUCUGAAGCUUCUCGCAAUGUGCUGUUUCGUGUGAACUGCCACGAAGAGGUAAUGAAACCACACUGAACUCCUUUAUCAGUUAAUGUUUAUUAGCAGCAGGCUGAAAUGUUAAAGCAGAAAACAUAUGAGUGCUCAAACUGCACCGGUAAAAUUUCUUUUCUAACAAUGAACACUGGGAGAGGCUCACAUUGAUGACAUAACACUGACAAAGAAAGAAUUUGUAAAGUUGUUAAAGGUUCUGCACCCAUGUGAGCAACAGUAAUAACGAAAUAAUAAAGAAAUAAUUUUCAAAUAAAGAUACUUAUACAUAUUAUACAGUACUAUAUAGACAUACAGUCAGGUUUGAAUGCACAUACCAGACCGUCUUGCAUCCAGAUUGAUUUGCGAUUGGCUUCUCAGAACUGAACGUGGUUGUAAGUCGACGACUGCAUGUAUAUGCGUCAUGAAGUUUCUGUGCCAAUUAAGUCUUUGAAAUAAAUAAGAAAAGGGAAGUACAAAUUUGUUCUUAUCCACAAAAAAUACAGAUAAUGUUCUCUGAAAGGGAAAAUCUACUGUGUGAUAAGAUUUUUCAUGGAAAAAGUAAGACACUCUCAGGCCAUAUAGUUUAAUACCAAGUUUCAUUAUAAGCAAAGACUGGCUUCUGAUUAGAAAACUGGCUGCAACAAAAACAUGAAGCCAUUGCGGCCCUCCAGGAAUUUAAUUGAAGACCACAGUGCUACACUAAUAAACCAUAUAAUGUUUGCUUCAUGGGAAUAAUAAAAACACUUUAAAUGUAAACCAGAAACUGCUAUCUGCAUGUCCAGUAUUAAAGAUAUUUCUAUUACAAGCUAACAGGCGUGAAUGAUAAUACAGAGGUUUGAGCACAGCAGGUGGUGUGGCGCAGCGAUUAAGAUACUGGACUUUUACUCCCAGGGUUACCAUUUCAUUUAUUGCAUCAGCAAGUUAUGGUGGGGCUCAAGCCAUGUUUUGUCAUUUGAGGUUUUUCUUUUUCUUUUCCCCCUAGACUUGAAAUGAGUCAAUGUACCUGUCCAUGUCCUCCUUAUGGUUCAACAUUAAAACCUGAAAAAAAUCUUAUGUAUAAUAUGCUUGUAGGGUUUACAGAAAUGCGAUUUAAAUACCAUUAUAUUAGAGCUAUGGGAGAGCCUAGGACUGAGUUUAAGAGCCACUGUUGUAAAACUAAGAAAAAAGAAAAACAGAGAACAAAAGAUAAACACCUCUCGUUAUUAAAUGUUAUUAUCUUUGGGUCACAAGUAUUGCAGUUUUCAUGUCUGGCUAUUAGAAAGAUGCUCUCUUGUAUUUGCAUAACCACUUCUCUGAUAAGACCAAUUAUUUUUCAGGGAAAUUCCUGAUUUAUUUCUCAAGUAAAUCUUCUAAAAAUAUAUAUAAUACAUUAUGUAUAUAAAUAUAGUGGACGAGGAAAAGGUUGGGGUCCAAACUGAAAUCUCCAUUUAAUGAAGAGCUUGUUAUGAGCUCAAAGAAAGUGUGAGGGACCACCAUAGUCUGGGGGUGUUGCUGGUUAAGGCCCACCUCAAGACACACGCUGGCUUCUUCAGAUGCGGGCCUGAGAAUGACCACCAUCUUGUGGUUUGCUUCACAUGCAUAACAUGGACGCAUGCAUACAACUGUAUUAACUGUUUGCUCCAGAAUUUGUGACAUUUAUGUUGAAGUGUCAAGUUGCAGGUAAAACAUACAUUUUUAACUCUUCAUUCUGGACAGUUAAAAUAUUUUAUAAGUGGUUUUACAUCUAAUGACAAUUACACAAUUUCUUACAGAUUUUUAUUAAGUAAUGCUACAUUAAAUUAGUCUGAGGAUGAUUUUUGAUACUAGAGAACCAAAACAUUCUUUUGUCCUCUGGAGGAGUUGCAAGAGAGGACUUGGUUUAUCAGACCAUUUCAUAUCACGUAGGAAGUAUGUGGUAGGAGACUCGUCAAUUUUUGUUCUGUCAGUUACAGUAAAACCUACAAGACCUGUUCAUGCCAUUAUAUUUGUCCUGAUGCCACUGAUGACUUGUAAAUGGAAGAGGGGUUAACCCAAGUUCAGCCACAUAAUACAGAGGCAUGUACUCCUAGUAUGCACCUGUACACCUCCUGACCUGUAUUGAUAAGCAGAAUCACCACCACAAUGUAACACUGUAAAAGGCAUACAGAACAUAUGAUUUUCAUCAUUUUUGACCAGAACUCCUAAAUAAAAAUAGAGGCUGCACUGCAGUACUAUUGAGGCAAGUUUAACCCCUAAAUAAUUAAUGAUUACCUUUUUCUUUUUUAACUGUUUAAUGUGGAUCUCGAAGUUUUAUACAGAAAUGCUCUUCAAGAGUAGAAUAAAAGAAAUUCCCAGAUGUUCUACUCUAUAGGUUAUUUUGCAUUGGCUUUUUUGUUUCAUUCAUUUUGUCAAACAUUUUAAUAGCUGAAGUUGCCUUUUUUCCCUUUGUUCUAUUUUAUUUUAAGAGGCAAGAAAAACAAAAGGUGGUUCAUCAGUUUCGCCCCCACAGGUAUAGUGGAUUGGUUUUGGAGGAGGCAGAUGGGAGUGUGAAUAAAUCAGAGUUUUACCCAAAAAGCAACUAAAUCUUGAGGUUGGUUAUCAGAAUUCUAAAGAGUCGUGUUAUUUAAAGAUCAGAAUGUGGUUUUUGUGUCUGUUUUUUUUUUUUUUUUGCCUUAUUUUCAGUUUUUUAAAUGCUAAUGAACAAAAGUCACUUUUUUUCAAAUACAUUAUUCCCAAAGUAGAAUGAAUGAAAUUGUGUGCCAUCUUACGUUUUAAAAUGUUAUUUAUUUUUUUAUCCUACGUAAAUAUUGUAAAUUAAAUUGAUAUUUUGUGUAAUACGUCUGACACAUACUGCACUAAUAGAAUGAAGUUUUACUUGUGUGAUGGAGUAUGAAACGUGUGGCGUUUUCAGGGAAGAAAUUCCCUUCUGUGUUUUAAGUGAGGCCUACACGUGUAACGUGGCUUAUGGGCUGUUCGGGUGUCCAAUGCCAGACUUGUGCAGUGGAGAGAAUGAUCGUUCAGUCCUCGUGGCUGGAGAUUCUUUUAGUGAAGACUACAGUACAACCUGCUGCCAGAUUCUUUGAGUGGGAUCUUUUUUUUUUUUUAUUUAUUUAUUGAAACAAAGUUUAAAAGACUUCAUAAAAUAGAGACAUACAUGACAUAGCUUCAGCACUUACCAAUAGAACCUUAUCAUAAUGUGACUUUUUUUUUUUUUUUAAACUCAUACAGUAUUUUGUUUUUCAGCUCUUGUAAAUCUGAAGUAUUUAAUAAACGUUUUCUACAACUA
This is a messenger RNA of Polypterus senegalus (gray bichir), 6608 nucleotides long. It is a transcript of the gene tmem170b, whose product is annotated as transmembrane protein 170B. Lineage: Eukaryota; Metazoa; Chordata; Cladistia; Polypteriformes; Polypteridae. Gene Ontology annotation, biological process: negative regulation of canonical Wnt signaling pathway. The record is from RefSeq and is a predicted model, not a curated record. The coding region runs from base 238 to 669 and encodes 143 amino acids. The transcript has 3 exons. Gene Ontology annotation, cellular component: plasma membrane.